Messenger RNA from Manis javanica (Malayan pangolin), 945 nucleotides. The record is from RefSeq and is a predicted model, not a curated record. Lineage: Eukaryota; Metazoa; Chordata; Mammalia; Pholidota; Manidae.
AUGGCUCUGGGGAACCACAGCGCCGUCACAGAGUUCAUCCUCCUGGGGCUGUCUGCAGACCCCCGUGUCCAGCCCUUGCUCUUUGCGCUGUUCCUAAUGAUUUACCUCCAGACCCUGCUGGGGAACCUGACGCUGCUGCUGGUGAUCAGGGCUGAUUCCCACCUCCACACCCCCAUGUACUUCUUCCUGAGUCACCUCUCUUCCUUGGACCUUUGUUUCUCUUCGGCUACAGUGCCCAAGCUGCUGGAGAACCUCCUGUCUCAGAGGAAAACCAUCUCUGUCCAGGGUUGCCUGGCUCAAGUCUUUUUUGUGUUUGAUUCGGGGGGCACUGAAGCCUGCCUGCUCUCAGUGAUGGCCUAUGACCGCUACGUUGCCAUCUGCCACCCUCUGCUCUAUGGCCAGAAGAUAACCAACAAGCUCUGUAAUGGGCUAGUGUGGGGCUCCUGGGGCCUGGGAUUUCUGGACGCACUCAUCAACAUCCUUCCAGCUAUGAGCUUGGACUUCUGUAAGGAUCAGUCCAUCCCCCACUACAGCUGUGAGCUGCCCUCUCUCUUCCCUCUGUCCUGCUCUGAUGUCUCCACCAACUUUACUAUUCUGCUCUGCUCCAGCCUCCUGCAUGGGCUUGUAACCUGUGUCCUUAUUGUCUUUUCCUAUACUCCAAUUGUCUCCACCAUCCUGAGCAUCAGCUCCUCCUCAGGUAGAAGCAAGGCCUUCUCCACCUGCUCCUCCCACCUCACUGCUGUCCUCCUGCUUUAUGGCUCAGCUUUCCUUCGCUAUCUCACGCCAACCUCAGGUUCACCCCUGGAGUUAGUGUUCUCUGUCCUGUAUGGUGUGGUCACUCCCUUAGUGAAUCCCCUCAUCUACAGCUUGAAGAACAAGGAGGUGAAAACAGCUGUGAGAAGGACCUUUGGAAAAUAUCUCCAAUAUUCCAGUAGCUGGCCAUAG